CUCACCCCCAGUGGGCCGGCUGGGAGAGUCAGAGGAGCAGCAUCUCAGCCUUGGCUUUCCACUGCUGUUUGAUUGUCUUCAUGCUGCUUUCUCAGAGGGAGGGACAUUGUUUUAAAUCCUGGGGUCUUCAGUUCGAGGCCUGCCCCCCUUGGGGGUCUGUUUACGGAUGGUGAUUUUAAUCCAGGUGGGCUAGUUAGGAGCAGCUGAGCUGAAACUCUAAGGGCUUCCCGACUCCCCUUCUGCUAAGCCUCAAGGGAUGAGGGCUCUGGAUUAGGGUCACCUGGAUGAGUGGAAGAAGGCCAACUAGACAGCUAGUAGGAAGAGAGCAACUUCUGGGAAACUUCUUGGGGAUUUGCCCCUUAGCACUAGUGGGCUGCCCCACCUGAUUCCCAGAGGCCCCAACAUGGCUCUCCUCCGCUUCCUCUUCUUGGCUCUGCUCCCUUGGGAGCUGGCUUUCAGAGGGGCCGGUAUGAAUCCUCAGUCCCUGGCCGCUGCCUCUGAACUGUCUUUCCUCCAAGAGCUGCUGGGCAAGACCCCAAAGAGCACCUUUACCGGGCAGCCGCUGCAAUACAUGCUGGACUUAUACUAUCGCUCGGCUAACCAGGAAGGGCUCCCGUGGGAGAAUCGGACUCUGGGAGCCACUUCGGUCAGACUGGUCCCCGCCUCGGCCAGCACUGGCAUCUCCACCAGAGGGACCUGGUUUGUGCAGAGCCUGGAAUACCCCAUGUCGGUGGUCCAGGAGAGGCAGAUCCUGGUGAGGGCUGCCGUGGUUUAUCCGUCGGUGCUGCGCAAGUCUGACACCCAGUUCUUGUGUCAGAUGAAAUCUAGGAUCCGGAAGAACGAGCCCCAUGUCAGGGAGCCUGAGUUCGAGGAAGCCUCUUCCCAGCUCUACCGGCCCACGGCCUGGCAGGAGACGGACUUCACGGCCUACAUCCGGCAAAGGCUCCAGAAGGCCCAUGGCCAGUUCUCCGUCUGGCUGCACUGGAAGUGUCGACAACAGAGGGCGAGAAGCUCCUCCAGGGCCCCGUGGAGGGGGACGGCCGCCUCGGAAGCUCCUUUUCUCUUGCUCUACUUCAAUGACACCCACCAGGGCUACCAGGAAGUGGGGCCGCCUCUCCACCGGAGGGUCCGUCAGGCCGGCAAAGCCCCCGGGAGCAGCUUGGAGCUGAAGUUCUGCUCUCUCCGCCCUUUACUGGUCACCUCAAAGUCGUUGGGCUGGACUAACUGGGUCAUCGCCCCCAACAAGUUCAACCCCAACUACUGCCAGGGGCUCUGCCCUCGGAUUCUGCACAUAGGGCUCAACUCCCCCAACCACGCCAUCGUGCAGAACCUCGUGAACGAGCGGGUGAACCGGACGGUGCCCCGGCCCUGUUGCGUCCCCUACCAGUACAGACCGAUUAGCUUCUUGUUGAAGGAGGACAACGGGACCGUCUUGUACAAAGAAUUCAGGGACAUGGUCGCCCAGUCCUGCACCUGCCGGUGAGAGCCUCGCGUUCUCCCCGCACGAGACCGCAGGUGUAGGAAAUUAAAUAGUCUGAUGUCGCUGUACGAGAUGCACGAAAAUUCUUUACCUGACCCUCUUGCCCCAGAGGAAGCCAUUCAUGUGUUCUCUUCCCAAGAGGACUCACUGCUAUUUAUGAUUUCCCAGGCUUACACCGCUUUCCUGACUGAUCUUAUCUGUAUGAGUUUUGUAUUGGACUUUGUGUGAUGCAAUGGGCCAACCGACACUGAUGCUGUCGUGGUGGAUUGGGGCCGGGAAGACGGAGAGUGUGGUGGGGAAGAGGGGAGAAAAGAGGCAAGAAUCUGGACCUGGCCCUCCAAAUCCAUGAACCUCGUCUCCUACUACUGAAGAAGCGAGGUUGGGGCAAAGCAGGAUAAAAUGAAUUUCAGGCUUUUUGUAAUGAGGUUAUGUGCCAGGAUGGCUGAAAAAAUUAAUCUGGUGUGUGGGGGAGACCUGCUGAGGAGUCUCUGUCACUGUUGCCUGCUGCUUCCCAUUUUCCGAUUGGACCUCGCCUUGUACGAAUCUGCCACCUUGAAUUUGAACUUGGCUCAGUGGAUCUAAUUCCAUCCCCCGAUCCUCUGCCUCUCUCAGGAACAGCUGGGAUAAAAGACUAAUUCCUGGGUUUGGAUUAGACUACGGUCGCUAUCACCUUUUAAGCAGCCCAACUGGGUGACCUCACGGAUUACAGGAAAGAGAAGGUUUAUGGCUUUUCAAAGUGUGGGAGAGCUGGGGUUUAUGGUUUUCAACCCACAGUGCUUUUGGGGUAAGUGGAGCCCAGACUGGAGGAAAUGUGGGAAGAGUAGGAUUUUUAAAAAAAAGAAAAUUUGUAUGAAAUGGAGAAAGCACUUCACUAAAUGAUGCCUUGUUUUUAGUAGCACGUUCGAUGAACCACCUAAUGGAACUAGGAUACACUGUGCUCAACCAGGGAAGGGCUUGCCUUGUCACUAAUAAAUCAAAGUUUUGCAUCUAAAAAAGCAACUUUGGAGACUGUAUGUGGGUUUCAUGAUGGUGAGCUGUGGCUCGAUUCACUCCCCAAAUUCUUGUGGGGCUUUUAAAACACGGCUUAAGUCUCUCAUUUCAGACCUUCUUAUCUUUUUAUUUUUUUCGGUUAUUCGGCUUAAGAGGCUGUUGGAAACUUGGGCCUUCUCUGGGUGGUUAGAGCUGGCUUUCCGAAUCACUUAUGAACUAUGGCUGAAGCCCUUUGCCUCUGCAACCCUGAAAUUGGAUGUUCAAACACUAAAGUCUGAAUGGAUCCUAUCAUAUGCUCUGUCUUAGAAAAUGUGCUGUGUUGCAAAUAAAUCAAUUGCUUUGCUAAUGACAA
Molecule: messenger RNA, 2822 nt
Organism: Ornithorhynchus anatinus (platypus)
Lineage: Eukaryota; Metazoa; Chordata; Mammalia; Monotremata; Ornithorhynchidae
Gene: BMP15
Product: bone morphogenetic protein 15
Exons: 2
Coding region: 404-1483 (359 amino acids)
Biological process (GO): BMP signaling pathway; SMAD protein signal transduction
Cellular component (GO): extracellular region
Molecular function (GO): growth factor activity; cytokine activity
Source: RefSeq, a predicted model, not a curated record